ACUCUCAGUUCGUAAUUCGAGCAGGCAGGCCGCAGGCAGCUGCAGUUUGUUCAUGAUCAUGAUAAUAAAAUGAUUAUACUUACGACUUUUAAAACAGAAAUUGAAAAUAUAGCUCUUAUUCGUUUUAAAUCAUCCCGAUCUAUCGUAUGGUAACGUUUGAAGAGUGCUGAAAUGCCUUAUUUCAAACCUGUUGGAACAAAGAAAGACAACGAUCGCCAUCGACCAGCUGCGUGAUGUAAACAAUGAUGACGUAACCACAAGGAACAAAACAUUAUUCAAUACUAUUUAUUAAAUUUCAAUAGCUUUUCUACUCUAUGGAGUCGAAUAUCAUUUUGAUGUAUAUCAAAAAUAUAUACAAUACAUUAAAUUAUUUAUUUAAUGAUAUGAGAGGUAACAAUUGAUUUCGAAAUAUUAUUCAAAACUAUUCUUAAACAACGACUUUUACCAAAUUACAUAUUGGACGCGGGAAAAUCCCGAAUUCGCAGAGUUCGCUUGAUUAACCUAUGGCUAUGCCGUGCGAUUAACCCCAGUGCGCUCCCAAUCCUCGGCUCUCCAUCUGGCAUCGAUUUGACGAAGCGUAGCUGAGGUUUAUGAUAAUAAAGACAGAAAUGGCGUCGACCGGACAAGAAACUUUUCAACGUUUGUCUUGCGACUACGAAAAUCUGUCUUCUCGAUUUAUGCUGCAAGAUCGGAACUACCAGAGACAGUAUGCACAUCUGUACUCAGAACGGUUGACUCUUAUGAGACCUGCCCUUGAGGAAUCGGCUAGGAGGAAAUGGGGUGAAGACGCUCCUUUAUGUCAUCUGUAUCAGCUGGUUGGUGGUGAGAAACGUAUUGUUGUAGGAACACUCUUUAAAAGCAUGGAGCUAAAACCAAGCAUCCUUAAAGAAAUAAGCGAAGAUCGUAAUCUAACACCCCAGCCCAAAAGAGAAAGGUUCUUCUCCGAUUCUGACUUUCUGGUUCUAGAAGAUGAACUUCAGAGGGUAGUCCUGACUGGAAAUAUUGAUGCACAGACGGCUAUUACAGGUGUCGUGCUAGCAGUGAAAGGAUUUGAGAAUGACGAUGGCAAGUUUGAGGUGGAGGAUAUGUGCUAUGUGGAUUUACCGAGCAUUGAGGAAUAUCCGCCACUAGAUGAUGAUCGGUAUCUCAUCUUGAUGUCGGGUCUAGGCAUUGGUAGUGAUCAAACCGAUCCGAUGAGUCUCCAGCUAAUGGUCGACAUCAUCACCGGUCAGCUCGGGACAGCUGACCAACAGAAGAUGUUCUCCAAGGUUGUGAGGGUCAUCAUUGCUGGUAACAGCCUCAGCGAAAGUACUAGGGAUAGAGAUGUUCUCACUACGGCCAAAUAUUUAACAAGGAAAUCUCAAGCAGGGACUGUAGAAGCUAUUAAAACCCUGGACCACUUAUUAGUACAACUAACGAGUUGCAUUCCGGUAGAUCUAAUGGCAGGCGAUUUCGAUCCAGCCAAUUCUAGUCUUCCUCAGCAGCCGUUUCAUCGAUGCAUGUUCCCACAAUCCAGCGUCUAUUCUACGUUCAACUCCGUCACCAACCCUUAUGAGGCGAAGAUUGCAGGAAUGAGAGUGCUUGGUUCAUCAGGUCAGAAUGUAAGAGACAUCUAUCAGUUUACAACCAUGGACGAUAGACUUGCAAUCCUAGAGCAAACCUUGAAAUACGGUCACAUUGCUCCAUCAGCCCCUGAUACUUUAGCAUGCUAUCCGUACUACAACAAAGAUCCUUUCAUCAUUAAAGAUUGCCCAGCCAUCUACUUCACAGGAAACCAACCAAGAUUCCAGACCAAGAAAGUGACAGGUUCAGAUGAUGAAGAGGUUCUGCUUGUAACUGUUCCUAGUUUCCAAGAGACCAAAUCCUGCGUGAUAGUCAACCUGAGAACCAUGGAUUGCCAACCGCUUCUCUUCUCGGCCGAUCUCUCAUCUAGCUGAAAAUCACAUCACAUUCUAUGCCGAUUGAGAGGGGUGUUUCACAGAGAUUUAAGUGUGACUUAGAGUCGCACGUAAAUGUCUAGUUGCGCGUGGUAUAAAACCCACCACCGUAUUGGUUAUAUCAUGCUAAGAUGAUGCGCGUUACUGCGUAUUCAUCAUUGAGAUUGCGUGUUAAAUCAUCAUGUGCUCGUAGACACUAAUACCCCCGUCACACUUAUUCGGAAUCAGCAGGAAUCGAGCAGAACCAGCCGGAAUGAAGAACUUUCAAAAUUCGUGCCACAUUCUGGAGGGAAUUUGAAAUUUUCACUACUUUUGCAAAAAUGUCGUUCGAAUACUUAGAACGUCCUUUGAUCCCGCCUCGAAUGAUUCUUGCACAUUCCGGGUGUAUUGACUGUCGAAUGCAGCAGCUCGAAUACAGUCGGAACACAGGAAGAAUAUUAAGAAUGCUGUUAGAAUGCAGCAAGAAUAUUUAGAAUGCAGUCAGAGAGCAGUCAGAAUGCACUUCGAAUGUCGUUCGAUAUUUCUCCACUUCGAAUGCACUUCGAAAGAUUUGAACAUGAGCAAAACAUUCGGGCCGGUCACAAGAAUGGACCCGAAUGUCUGAAAUGCACUCAGAAUGCAGUCAGAAUUUUUAGAAUGCGCUUCGAAUAUCCAGGAAUUUUCAUUCCGACGGCAUUCCGGCUCAUUCCGCCUCUAGUGUGACGGGGGUUUAAGCAUGACUUGAAGUCAUAGUUAAAUCUUUGUGAAACUCCCCCCGGAUUUAAGUCUUGAAAUGACUUUCAUCAUCCUAUUUAACCAAGGUGGGUGUUUCAUAAAGCUGCUCGUGAAGUUAUGGACAACUUUAAACACAAAUGGAACAUGUAUUUUGGUGCUAGAGUUUAAUAGAAACAUGGGGAUAUAAUCAUGUAGCACAAGAGGGGGUUACCAGUCAUUCCUUAUCUACAAACAGCUUUAUGAAAUGGCCCCAAGUGGUUUGGAUGUUCCUUAAAGCUGCUCGUAUAGUUAUGCACAAAUUAAACACGAAUGGAACGUGUAUUUUGGUGCUAAAGUCAGAUAUGUAUGGAUUUACCGUGUAGCACAAGAAAGGGUCACCAGUCUGCAUAAAGUCAUUCGUAACUUUAAUACGAGCAGCUUUAUGAAAAUGAGCCCAGGGUGAUGUUUCACAAAGCUCAUAAAGUUAUGCACGACUUCAAGCAUGAUUAACAUAGGGAUGUAUCAUGUAGCACAAGAAAGGGUCAUCAUGCUCCUAUUAAUCCAGUGGUUGAAAUCUAAGAGGGGGGGUCACGAUAGUUGUCAGCACUGUCAAAGUUGUCAAUUGAUGGCUUUAUAAACAGUCAGAGAUCAGUGCUCCUUGGCCGUUCAAACGCAAAGAUUUCACAAAAAUUGUCCGAGCAGUUAUAUGCCUGUAUGGAUGGUUCAUGGGCCAGUUAUAGAACGACUUAUGAUAACAGGAGCUUUGUCAUUAUGGCAGUUACCAUGGAAACCUUUAUUUUUGAUAUAUGGGCCAAGAACAUGAAUCUCACCAUUGUCCUUGUUUGAGAGGACCUUUACUUUUACAUUGAGUACUGCUGUUUAGCCUGAGAUAGAGGUACCAUUUCAUCAAGCUCGCCAGCACUGACAAGUUGUCUUUCUUUGAUACCAUAGUAGCAGUCACAGUCAUACCCCAGUGCUUUUCAGGGCCAACCAAAAUCAUGGAUUUAAGUGAAAUUAUCAAUUGACACUUGUGUCAGUUCUGACAUCUGCAAUGCACCCAAAGUUGGUUUCUCAAAAAAAAAAAAAUAUAUAUAUUGUGUGGACCUCAGGAUCGGUGAAUAUCAGUUUGUCUGGGUUUUUUUCGGGGAAACUACGAACUAGCUUAUAUGGCAAGCCAAAGUAUAUCUCCACCAUUUUUAAUCACGUAAAGUGAGUUGAAAUACGAUGCAGACGUUGGUAAAGAUUUUAAAAGUUAUAUAAAGGUGCUUUUGAAACAUCUUAGGCCAAAAAGAAGACACAGUUCUGGGGAUUUUUUUUCACAAACGUCACUCGUAUGUCAUUCAUGAUGAUCAAAUGAUGUCUUGAUUCAAGCACAAUGAUAUUGGGUGCAAGCCGUAAUCUUGUGAAUUGUCUGCAUUUCAGUCUUAAUGUACCUUUAUUAGUUGUACUUAUGCAGUGUUACCAGAAAAGUGCAUCAGAAAAUUUUUGAAUACUUUGCCUCAAAAAGGUUUUUCAUCGCUUCAUUGGUUAAAACAUCUUCCAAGGAAAAGACUGAUCGGCCAAGAUCCACCAUUCAACUUAUUUUGAGACAACAACAGAAAAGAUUAAUUUACAAGUUUGUUUGAAAAUGAGUAAUGAUAGAAAUUGUGGAUAAUUAUAGAGUGAAGGGAGGGGGUUCGUUUCCCUUUUUGGUCAAAACCAAAUGACCUCUUUUUUAUUCAUUUUAUUUUCAGCUUGUCAAUUUUUUCCCAGAAAAUGUGCCUCCCUCUCCUACUUUGUGAAUCCUUUAUCUACCAUUGUUUACAUCAUGAAAAAAAAAUCCAAUAUCUCACGAAAGAGCACCUGCAACCGCCCCUACCCCCAGCCCUUAAACCUUGACCAACAUAUAUGUGUAUGUAUAAUAUAGUCUAAUGUACUCUUUGUAAAGCUUACUUGUAUAAUAAAAAUUUGCAAAGCAAAUUAGAAUGAUGAUA
Molecule: messenger RNA, 4603 nt
Organism: Lytechinus pictus (painted urchin)
Lineage: Eukaryota; Metazoa; Echinodermata; Echinoidea; Temnopleuroida; Toxopneustidae
Product: DNA polymerase delta subunit 2-like
Exons: 11
Coding region: 591-1937 (448 amino acids)
Biological process (GO): DNA strand elongation involved in DNA replication; DNA replication
Cellular component (GO): delta DNA polymerase complex
Molecular function (GO): DNA binding
Source: RefSeq, a predicted model, not a curated record